AACCCGGAAGCGCUGGAAUAUGCGUUAAUAUGUGUGACCAGGACAGUAAAUGUGAAGGAAAUUUGAAAUGUUGUAGUAAUGGUUGUGGAAAAACCUGUCAAGCACCAAAUUCUAUUCCGAAAGAAACAAAGCCGGGUACCUGCCCUCCUGUAAAACCCGGAAGCUCUGGCAUAUGCGUUAAUAGUUGUGACCAGGACAGUAAUUGUGAAGGAAAUUUGAAAUGUUGUAGUAAUGGUUGUGGAACAACUUGUCAAGCACCAAAUUCUAUUCCGAAAGAAACAAAGACGGGUUCCUGCCCUCCUUUAAAACCCGGAAGCGCUGGCUUAUGCAUUAAUAGGUGUGACCAGGACAGUGAUUGUCAAGGAACUUUGAAAUGUUGUAGUAAUGGUUGUGGAAAAACUUGUCAAGCACCAAACUCUAUUCCGCCCGAAACAAAGGCGGGUUCCUGCCCUCCUUUAAAACCCGGAAGUGCUGGAAUAUGCGUUAAUAGGUGUGACCAGGACAGUGAUUGCCAAGGAAAUUUGAAAUGUUGUAGUAAUGGUUGUGGAAAAACUUGUGAAGCACCAAACUCUAUUCCGCAAGAAACAAAGGCGGGUUCCUGCCCUCCUAUAAAACACGGAAGCGCUGGAAUAUGUGUUAAUAUGUGUGACCAGGACAGUAAAUGUGAAGGAAAUUUGAAAUGUUGUAGUAAUGGUUGUGGAAAAACUUGUCAAGCACCAAACUCUAUUCCGAAAGAAACAAAGGCGGGUACCUGCCCUCCUGUAAAACCCGGAAGCGCUGGGUUAUGCGUUAAUAGUUGUGACCAGGACAGUAAUUGUGAAGGAAAUUUGAAAUGUUGUAGUAAUGGUUGUGGAACAACUUGUCAAGCACCAAAUUCUAUUCCGAAAGAAACAAAGACGGGUUCCUGCCCUCCUUUAAAACCCGGAAGCGCUGGCUUAUGCAUUAAUAGGUGUGACCAGGACAGUGAUUGUCAAGGAACUUUGAAAUGUUGUAGUAAUGGUUGUGGAAAAACUUGUCAAGCACCAAACUCUAUUCCGCCCGGCAAAAAGUCAGGUCUCUGCCCCAGCAUAAAACCCGGAUCCGUUGGCAUAUGCGCUAUGAUGUGCUCUUAUGACAGCCAAUGUAAACGAGAGCUGAAAUGUUGUCGUAAUGCUUGUGGUGGGACAAAUUGUGUACCGCCUAUAUUCGUUUCCUGAAAGGGCUGGAUCUACAAAUUCUUUCAAUGAGAAAACAUUGGUAAAGAUGUAACUAAAAAGAGUUAAAGAAUCUCUACUGCAGAAAAUUAAAGUUUUUUAGGCAAACCUGUUUAUGUCCUGUCUUUGUGAACAGUUCUCUAAAUCUUUCACUUUUUGCCACUUUUUUAUUCAAUUUCUCUACUAAACUAGCUUCAGUAAGACAUUCAGCUUGUGCUGGUCUGUGUUCAUAGUGCUUUAUAUGCUUAGACGACAUUACAAUAUCACUAUGAAAAUGAUAACAUUUAUACAUACACAGUUUAUCCAAGUGUUUAACUUCUGAAUUAUUCUUUUUAUUUUACAAAGAUAUAAUAAAUUCUUCUAAACCA
Messenger RNA from Bombina bombina (fire-bellied toad), 1561 nucleotides. RefSeq names its product WAP four-disulfide core domain protein 3-like. Bases 30 to 1196 code for a protein of 388 amino acids. Lineage: Eukaryota; Metazoa; Chordata; Amphibia; Anura; Bombinatoridae. The record is from RefSeq and is a predicted model, not a curated record. Gene Ontology annotation, molecular function: peptidase inhibitor activity. Gene Ontology annotation, cellular component: extracellular region. The transcript has 9 exons. Gene Ontology annotation, biological process: innate immune response; antibacterial humoral response.